CUGCUCUCUAACGGGACGUGCGGAGCAGAAUUUGCAAUCGGUCGGUUCGUCAGGACCGGAUCUUUUUCAGGUCCACAUCUAAAAAAAAUAAACAAAUAGAAACAAAAACCCGUUUAAUACUAUUAAAUCAGAAGAGAAGUAGUGGAUUAGCUGCGCUACGGGCGGAGUUACCGUUCAUCUCUGAGUUUGUCAAACUCCCGCACUAGGCAUGAAACGCGCCGUUAAAUAAUUCUGAACGUGAUUUUAAUCGGACUAGUUUCCAUCCAACGACAGGCCUUUGAGUCUUUUAGCUGGAUUCAGGACGUUCCGCCAUGCAGAGUGAGAAAUCCGAGCCGACAGAAAUCAAGGGCGCCGAGCGUCUGAGCAGCGGUGAGGCCGAGAAGAAAGCGCUGGUCGUGCAGCCACAAGCUUCCAAAACCAAGGGGAUAAGCGCGGUCGCGGUGCUCUGGACGUUUGGGAAAUGCCUGGGCGCCCUGCUCCCCGUCUACCUGGCCGGCUACUACCGGGUCAGCACCAGCCUCCUGGUAUGUGGCAUGAUGGUCUACACGGGAUGGAAACAUGCCCGAGAAGCCAAGGAGGCGCGUCUCAAGUCAGCCAUACAGCUGAUGGACAACGAGGAGGAGUUCAUGUCAAGGAAAGUGUCCAAAAUCAAGAGGGACCUUCCCGCAUGGGUGAACUUUCCAGAUGUUGAGAAGGUUGAGUGGCUGAAUAAGGUAUUACAGCAGGUGUGGCCCUUUGUUGGCCAGUACCUCGAGAAGCUGCUGGUAGAGACCAUCGCCCCAUCUAUCCGGGCAUCGAGCACCCACCUACAGACUCUCAGCUUCACCAAGGUGGACAUGGGUGACAAGGCCAUGAAGGUUGUAGGGAUCAAGGCCCACACAGAGAAUGACAAGGGGCAAGUCCUGCUAGAUCUGUAUAUCAGCUACGUUGGAAACGUGGAAAUCAACGUUGAAGUGAAAAGGUACUUCUGCAAAGCUGGAGUCAAAGGAAUACAGCUACAUGGGAUGAUGCGGGUGAUUCUGGAGCCUCUGAUUGGAGAUGUACCCAUAGUGGGUGCAGUCACAAUGUUUUUCAUCCGUCGGCCUAAACUAGACAUCAACUGGACUGGCCUGACUAAUUUGUUGGACGUUCCUGGACUGAAUGUCAUGUCCGACAGUAUGAUUAUGGAUGCCAUUGCCUCUUUCUUGGUGCUGCCCAACCGCCUGGUCAUCCCUCUGGUUCCUGGCUUGCAUGUGGCCCACCUGCGCUCUCCUUUGCCCAGGGGUGUGGUUCGAAUCCACCUCCUCGAGGCGCAGCAGCUAGCUGCCAAGGACAACUAUGUGAAAGGGGUCAUGGCUGGCUUGUCCGACCCGUAUGCCAUUCUGAGGGUGGGCCCUCAGACCUUCACCUCCCAACACAUCGACAACACAGACUCUCCCAAGUGGGGGGAGAUGUACGAGGUUAUAGUCCAUGAAGUGCCUGGUCAAGAGCUGGAGGUGGAGGUAUAUGACAAAGACCCAGACCAGGAUGAUUUCCUGGGCAGGACCAAACUGGAUUUGGGCAUUGUGAAGAAAUCCAUCGUUGUGGAUGAUUGGUUCACUUUGAAGGAUACUCCAUCUGGACGUAUUCAUUUCAAACUGGAGUGGUUGGCUUUGCUGCCGAACACUGAUCGACUUGAGCAGAUCCUAAAGAGGAAUGAAAGUGUCACCACGAAGACUGCCGAUCCCCCUUCUUCAGCCAUCUUGGUUGUAUAUCUGGACAAGGCUGAGGCGCUUCCUAUGAAGAAGGGAAAUAAAGAACCCAAUCCUAUGGUGCAGUUGUCUGUGCAGGACAUCACUAGAGAGAGCAAGACUUGUUAUACAACAGUGAACCCAGAAUGGGAGGACGCUUUCACCUUCUUCAUCCAAGAUCCUCACAAGCAGGACAUAGACAUUCAGGUGAAAGAUGCUGACCGUGUGCAGACGUUGGGCAGUCUGACCAUCCCUUUGUCCCGUCUGCUGUCGAAUGCCAAUCUCUCUCUGGACCAGUGGUUCCAGCUGGACAACUCGGGACCAGCCAGUCGCAUCUAUAUAAACACAGUUCUCAGGGUCCUGUGGUUAGACGAGGAGCGAAUUUCAUCUGAUGAGUCGUCUAAUGUGGCAGCUGGAUUGUCCAAGCAGCUGUCCCAGCACUCCUCUCCUCAUCCUAGCUUCGCCACAGAGGGGCUACUCCGCAUUCACCUGUUGGCAGGACAGAAUCUGGUUCCAAAAGAUAACCUGAUGGGAGGGAUGGUGAAAGGCAAGAGCGACCCAUACGUCAAGAUCAAUAUUGGGGGCGAAACAUUCACAAGUCACGUUAUCAAGAGCAAUCUCAACCCCACCUGGAAUGAGAUGUAUGAGGUGAUUUUAACCCAGCUGCCAGGACAGGAGCUGCAUGUUGAGGUGUUUGAUAAAGACAUGGACAUGAAGGAUGACUUCAUGGGCAGGCUGAAGAUUAGUCUGAAGGACAUCAUUGACUCCCAGUACACUGAUCAGUGGUACACUCUCAGUGAUGUGAAGUCUGGUCGACUUCACAUGGUACUGGAGUGGGUUCCUACAUCAUCAGAGCCAGACAGACUGGAUCAGGUUCUUCACUUCCACUCUAGACAGUCCUACCAGAAUAAGGCAGUUCCCUCAGCAGGCUUACUUUUUGUGUAUGUGGAGCAGGCAGAUGGCUUACCAGUGAAGAAAAGUGGAAAAGAUCCAAAAGUGGGCGCGGAGAUUACUCUUGGAGAAACAUCUCGUAAAACUACAGUGUGUGAACGCACAACGUCUCCCCGGUGGAAUGAGGCGUUCUGCUUUCUGGUUCAAGACCCCAGAGAGGAUAUUUUGGUUAUUAAGUUCUCCCACAGCUGGACUCUGCCCAUUGGCUCCCUGGUUGUUCCCAUUAGAGAGCUUCUUUCUGAACCAGAGUUGGUUCUGGAUCAGUGGUUCCAUCUAGAUGGAGCUUCACCUGAGAGUCAGGUUCUUCUGAGGACUGAACUCAAGAUGCUGAUUCCCAGCAAAUGUCCCGGUGCAGCAGAUAGGCCUAAUGUCACUUCAAAACCAGACCCUCCCCCUGCUCAUCGAAAGCCAGAAACAGACACAGUGCUCAGGUCAAGUUCAGUCGAUGUUCCUCCUGUUGAGACCAUUGUCCCCUCAGAGAUUUUGCAUGAAGAUAACGUUAACGUAAAGGAAAAGACAGCUGACGUGGCUGAAGAAAAGGUGGAGGAACCACCGGCUCCCGCCAUAACACAGCCUCGUCAUACCUCUCCAGACAUCAGCUUUGCCAGUGAGGGGCUGCUGAGAAUCAUCCUGCUGGAGGCCCAGAGUCUGGUUGCCAAAGAUAACAUGAUGGGUGGUAUGGUGAAGGGCAAGAGUGACCCCUACGCCAAGAUCACUGUCGGAGAGGUUGUGUUUAAGAGUCAUGUGGUCAAGGAGAAUCUCAACCCAAUCUGGAAUGAGAUGUAUGAGGUGGUGCUGAGGCCUCAGUCUGGACAGGAGGUGCAGGUGGAGCUGUAUGACAAAGACAUGGACAAAGAUGAUUUCCUGGGCAGAGUCAAGAUCAGCGUGGCAGAUGUAAUCAGUUCUCAGCUCAAAGAUGAGUGGUACACGUUGAAUGAUGUGAAGUCCGGUCGUGUCCGUCUGAUACUGGAGUGGGUUCCGGCUGUGUCCCAUAAUGACACCUUGGACCAAGUGAUGCAGCUGCGGCGUCUCCAGUCCUACCAGAACAAAGCUGUUCCCUCUGCAGCACUGCUUUUUGUUUAUGUAGACAGAGCACACUCAUUGCCUUUUAAGAAAAGUGGAAAGGAGCCUAAGGCUGGAGCAGAGCUUGUGUUUGGUGGUACAUCCUACAAAACCAAGGUAUGUGAUCGCUCCAGGUCACCCCAGUGGAACGAGGCGUUUCAUUUCUUGGUCCAUGACCCUAGAGAGGAGAUGCUCAUACUGAAGCUGUCCAGUGCAUGGGAUCAGCCAAUGGGAUCACUGGUAGUUCCCGUGCGAGAGCUACUCUCUGAACCGCAGCUGGUCCUGGACCAGUGGAUGCAUCUGGAUGGAGCCUUGCCUGAAAGUGAGAUUCUCCUGAGGGCUGAACUCAAGAUUCUUGACUCAAGGAUGACUGAAGCGCCACAGCCAACUGCAACGGAACCAAAGAAAGAGGAGAUGAUCACCACCACUACAAAGACACUCAAAGCAGCGAGUGAAGAGCCAAAAAUCUCCGAGUUGCCAGAGCAUGAGUCUGUUGCAGUGUCAAAACAACCUGAAGCACCAGAAGCAGAUCCUGCACCAGCCACAGAAAAGACAACCGCUGCUGAACCAGCUGCCACUCAAACUACACUUGAUAUGAUCCCUGCUGCUGCUGCACUGGUGGAAGAAUCAACAGGUGCAGACGGGGAUUUCACCCAGCAACACACAGCUGGUAGAGAAGACUUUGAUCUGCUGCAAAAAAAGAGCGCUGGUUUAGAUGAUCUGGCUCACGCCACAGUGACUGGUCUACCUGCUGACACUGUGAAGCCAGCAGAAAUCACAGAAGUACCCAAAGCGAGCCAAGUUCUUCCACCACAUACAACCCCGAGCCAGGACUUUGGUAAAGAGGGGCUGCUCAGGAUUCACCUGCUGGAAGCCCAGAAUCUGGUUGCGAAGGACAACCUGAUGGGCGGCAUGGUGAAGGGAAAGAGCGACCCCUAUGUGAAGAUCAACGUAGGCGGGGUGAACUUUAAGAGUCAUGUUAUCAAAGAGAAUCUGAACCCAACAUGGAACGAAAUGUAUGAGGUAGUCCUGAGGGGGCACAGCGUUCAGGAGAUCAAGCUUGAAGCGUUUGAUAAGGAUUUAGAUUCUGAUGACUUCCUAGGAAGAUUCAGCGUUAAGUUAAAUGAGGUCAUCAGAUCACAGUACACAGAUCAGUGGUACACUCUGAAUGACGUGAAGUCUGGAAGAGUUCACUUGAUACUGGAAUGGGUUCCUACAGUGUCCAGUUCAGGCAGACUCGACCAGGUGCUGCAGCUUCAGUCUCUCCAGUCCUUUCAGAACAAAGCGAUUCCUUCUGCAGCUUUGCUCUUUGUUCAUAUCGAGGCUGCACAUUCAUUACCUUUGAAGAAGAGUGGAAAAGAACCCAAAGCAGGAGCUGAGCUGGUUCUGGGGGAAACAACUUAUAAAACCAAACUGUGUGAGCGCACUUCCAGUCCUCAGUGGAAUGAGUCCUUCUACUUCCUGGUCCAUGACCCAAAACGGCAGAUGCUUGUGGUGAAGUUAUCCAGUGGUUGGGACCAGCCAAUGGGAUCUCUGGUGAUUACCGUCAGGGAGCUGCUUGCAGAGCCACAGCUGGUCCUGGAUCAGCAGUUCCAUCUGGACGGAGCGUUGCCCGACAGUCAGAUCCUGCUGAGGGCUGAACUCAAGGUUCUGGAUUCCAAAAUGGUGGAUAUGAUCAGCGCAGGGACUGUCCCCUGUGGAUCUGGAAACGGGCAGGUGAAGUUAUCCCUUUCGUAUGCUUCGCAAGAGAGAAAGCUCACCGUCAUCAUCCAUGCCUGCAGAGGACUUCUUUCACAAAGUAAGGAUGGCAUAGACAGCUACGUCUCCCUCAUGCUCCUUCCAGACAAAAGCAAGGCCACCAAGAGAAAGACGGCGGUUAAGAAAAAAGACCUUAACCCCGAAUACAAUGAAAGGUUUGAGUAUGAUCUGCCUGCGGAGGAGACAAGGUUCAGGUGCCUCAGUGUAUCAGUGAAGAAUAACUCGGCAUCAUUCAGGAGCAGAGACGUGAUUGGACAGGCUCAGAUUGAGUUGGCCCAGAUUGACCUGAAGUCUGGUGUCACAGAAUGGUUCACUCUGAGAGAUGAAGCUGAAUAGCCACUAUGCUCGCAGACGUCGUAGUCAUUGCUCAACCCGACACUGCUGCUACUCACACUGAUGCCUUCUACUUCCCACUUCUGCAUUCAGGGCCACUGUAGCAGCCCAAUCUACAUCCACUCAGCUCCAUGUGUAUCAUCAUAUAAAAUAGAAGUGGACUGCACUGUUUAUUCACACACACACCAGUACACACCCACCUAAGACGAGAAGGCCUAAGUAGUUGAGGUGAGGAUAAAGUGCAUGUAAGUUAUGAUUGAAGGUUACAUUUCUAUAUGAAGGAAUUUAAAGACUGAGUAGAGGAAGUGAAAAUGAACUCACCCGGGAAGAAGUCAUGUUCUUUUGCUUUCUUUGCUGCUUCUUGUUGCUUUUAAUGUGCAACUUGUUUGAAGUGCAGUAACAUGUUUUUAGAUCAUAGUUUUUUUUAUGUGUCAAUGCUAAUGCAGUUUCAGUAUUUAGGAUUUGGUUUGACGCUAGGCUGAUAUUCAUUUUUUUUUUUUUUUACAGCACUUUGCCAUGUAUCUCUUGACAGUGCCUUUGAAAAAACUUUGGUAUGUUUAUUGUUUACACAUACAUUUUAUUACGUACUUCACCGUUAUGGAAUGAUUUUGUGUAUAUUUGCAAAGAUUGCAGGUCAGAUCGGAUACUGAUUGUCAAAGGAUCGCAACAAAAAUAAACAGAUUUGCACUUCUCA
Molecule: messenger RNA, 6507 nt
Organism: Mugil cephalus (flathead mullet)
Lineage: Eukaryota; Metazoa; Chordata; Actinopteri; Mugiliformes; Mugilidae
Gene: esyt1b
Product: extended synaptotagmin-like protein 1b
Exons: 52
Coding region: 312-5816 (1834 amino acids)
Biological process (GO): lipid transport
Molecular function (GO): lipid binding
Source: RefSeq, a predicted model, not a curated record